This is a messenger RNA of Papaver somniferum (opium poppy), 2701 nucleotides long. Its product is annotated as probable serine/threonine-protein kinase WNK9. The transcript is spliced from 7 exons. Gene Ontology annotation, biological process: intracellular signal transduction; protein phosphorylation. Bases 300 to 2294 code for a protein of 664 amino acids. Lineage: Eukaryota; Viridiplantae; Streptophyta; Magnoliopsida; Ranunculales; Papaveraceae. Gene Ontology annotation, cellular component: cytoplasm. The record is from RefSeq and is a predicted model, not a curated record. Gene Ontology annotation, molecular function: protein serine/threonine kinase activity; ATP binding.
CCUUUCUCUACUCCCUCUGCAGGCCUCUCAAAAACAAGAGAUCAAGAGAAAAACAAAUAAUAAAAAAAAGAAAAAUCUGAGAUACAAGAAAAGGGUCCGAGAGAUUUUUGAUCACUUAGUACAAUGAAAUCCUUGGGAAAGGUGCUUCAAAGACAGUGUAUAGAGGGUUUGAUGAGUAUGAAGGGAUUGAAGUUGCUUGGAAUCAAGUCAAGUUAUAUGAUUUCUUACAAAGUCCUGAAGAUCUUGAGAGAUUAUACUGUGAAAUCCAUCUUCUUAAGACAUUGAAACAUAAAAAUAUCAUGAAAUUUUAUACUUCUUGGGUUGAUACAGCAAAGAGGAAUAUCAAUUUUGUCACUGAAAUGUUUACUUCUGGGACUCUUAGACAGUACAGGGAGCGGCACAAAAGGGUUAACAUUAGAGCAGUGAAGCAUUGGUGUAGGCAGAUCUUAAGAGGACUACUAUAUCUUCAUAGCCAUGAUCCGCCUGUUAUUCAUAGAGAUCUUAAAUGUGAUAACAUCUUUGUUAAUGGAAAUCAAGGUGAAGUUAAGAUUGGGGAUCUUGGUUUAGCAGCAAUUCUAAGAAAAUCAGACUCUUCUCACUGUGUUGGUACACCAGAAUUCAUGGCACCAGAGGUGUAUGAAGAGGAAUACGAUGAGCUAGUUGAUAUUUAUUCAUUUGGAAUGUGCAUAUUGGAAAUGGUUACCUUUGAGUAUCCUUAUAGUGAAUGCACUCAUCCUGCUCAGAUAUACAAAAAAGUUAUUUCUGGAAAAAAACCAGAUGCUUUGUACAAAGUGAGGGACCCUGAAGUAAGACAAUUCGUUGAUAAAUGCUUGGCAGCGGCAUCUCAAAGACUUUCAGCUAGGGAGCUUUUGAGGGACCCAUUUCUGCGAAUUGAUGAUUGUGGUGUUGAUUUGAGGCCAUUGGAAUCUUUGAGUAACUACGAGAUGAUUGAUCCUCUCUUGAGACAGCCUCUAUUUGAACUCCGUCGCAGUGGUAGUUCCUUGCUUAAUGGAUACAUGAAUGAUCUUGAUCUCAAUCACGGAAUUGAACCUGAGAAUGGAUGGUAUCAUCCAGUUGAUACUGACCAAAACGGCAUUGAACUUUUCACCUAUCACGAAGAUGAGCAGCAUUCUCCACACGUGGACAUCACAAUCAAGGGAAGGAGGAGAGAAGACAAUGGGAUCUUUUUAAGGCUAAGAAUUACAGAUAAAGAAGGCCGCAUCAGAAACAUCUACUUCCCUUUUGACAUUGAAGAAGACACAGCAUUUAGUGUUGCAACAGAAAUGGUUGGUGAGCUUGAUAUAACUGACCAAGAUGUAACCAAGAUAGCGGAUAUGAUCGAUGGCGAAAUUGCCGCCCUGGUGCCAGAUUGGAGGCCAGGGCCAGGCAUAGACGAAACUCCACGAUUUGCUAAUGCUAGUUUCUGUCAAAACUGUGCCUCUACCCGUACAUCCACUGGAUCUCUUAUUGAUUAUCAUUCAUUCAGUAAUCCCGAUACCAACAGCGUACAACCUCUGCAGUGCUCUCAACAUGGAUGUGCUGCUGCAAUGCAUGGUAGGUUUGAAGAGAUUACAUAUCAAGUAGACGAGUCUGAUCACUGUGCUACUGAGGGACCACCAGUGGUAUUAAGCCAAUCAGAGGACUUGCACCAUGCAGACAUUUGGGCUCACCAAGAGGGACCCGAGUUAAGUUCUCUAGGAUCAGGAGAGAUUCAUUCCGAUGAAGAACAUGGAAGGCUAGAUCGAUUAGCCUCAAUCAAGGACAAGAAUGUAAUUAGUUUGGACAAUUAUGUCGAACCUGUUUCAAUAAAUUCCGUGCAUGUGAGACCAGGGCACUCCAGAGCUCCAUCUGCAGGUAUCUAUUUAGAUGAUUACGAGUGUGAGAUCAGGCAGGAAUUAAGAUGGCUUAAAGCCAAAUAUCAAAUGGAAUUGGGAGAGCUGAAGAAUCUUCAGUUAGGAGGGAAAACAAAGGGUUCGAAGGUACAUCCAGGUUCCGAAAACUGGGAACCAGCAAUAGGAAAUCGAGACAUGGUUCUAAGUUUCCCAGAACAAAGAGAGAACGAUAAGAAAUUCUUAACAUCAUUUUCAUCAGGGAAGUAUCAUUCUUUUAACUUCUCGAAUGGUGGUCAGAAUAACUGCCCUAAUUCGGAGAACCAAUUGGCCCGAAAUUGUGAGGCGUCAACAGAGUUACCAAGUCCAGAGUUCAUUUUCACUGCCAAGAAUUUUUACACAGGGACACUACUUCCUAAUUCUCUUCACAGAACAACAUCACUUCCAGUUGAUGCUGUUGAUUAGUGUCUGUAAGGUGUGUUCCCUUCUUUUGAUUAUUGAAAUUCAGAUCACACAAGCUGUUUCAUUUGUUUCACCCUUCUCCCUUUAAUUUUUUUACUUGAUUUUAGUUCCACAUCUCUCUUGGUUGCAAUGAUUUUGAGAAUAGAAAUGAAAAAAAGGGAUAUAUGGGUAUCUGUAAUUAUGAACAGAUAUGUAGUUUUUACAGCUUGUAUGGUCUCCAAGAGUGGUCACAUAUAUGAAAAAGAAAGAUAUCCAUGUACAUUCUUAAUUUGCUUUAAGAUUAUCAAACCAAAAGGUCUCUCAGUCUCAUUCUACUGAUUUCUUUCUUAAAUGUUUCGGUCUGUUAUCUACUGCAUGCUUAAACUUGUUUUGGGGUGAAAAAGUGAAGAUUUCUGUAAGAUAUUUUUUAA